GAGAGUCGACUCAGUCGAGACGCCCACUAGGAUCAAUAUUUCCUUACGUAAUAAAAAAGUCUCUUCGAGGUUUACAUCCAUGGUGGAUUCAAGAUCAUCGGUGACCUUCAGUGGACACCAAUAUUUACGACAACGUCUAGUGCUCUCCAUUCUCACCGGAAAGCAUGUCCGAAUUGACAAAAUUCGUUCCGAGGACAAAAAUCCGGGUCUGAGAGACUACGAAGUGAGCCUCCUGCGGCUGUUGGAAAAAGUUACUAAUGGGUCCUCCUUUGAAAUCUCUGUGACCGGUACCGCUGUGCUUCUCAAACCAGGAGUCGUGUCCGGCGGUCCUAUCAUUCAUGAUUGUCCACUAUCACGUUCAAUAGGUUAUUUUCUGGAGCCGCUGAUCAUGAUCGCGCCCUUUUCGAAGAAGCCGUUUCAGUUGACUUUGCGAGGUAUAACAUCAGAUGACAAUGAUCUUUCUGUUGACCUCAUCCGUACUGUGACACUACCCCAUCUCCAACUUUUCGGUAUCUCUGAUGGAUUAGAGCUUCGGAUAAAGAAACGUGGCGCCCCUCCAGAAGGUGGAGGGGAAGUGCAGUUUCUCUGUCCUAUUGUUAAAGAAGUAAAAACUCUGAACUUCGUUGAUCCUGGAAAGAUCAAACGAAUCCGAGGCAUUGCACAUGCCGUCCGUGUUAACCCGCAAUUCUCUAAUCGCAUGAUCGAUGCAUCACGUUCGGUUCUCAAUCGCUUCAUCCCUGAUAUCUACCUGUACUCUGACGUCUACAAAGGAGAUGAAAGCGGAAAGUCGCCGGGGUAUGCACUAAGCUUACUCGCGGAGUCCACUACGUCUGCCAUACACUGUUCUGAAGCCGUAUCCACGCCAGGUGAAACUCCGGAAGAUAUAGCUCUGUUGGCAACUAGGGCACUUUUGUCAGAAAUUAGACACGGAGGAUGUGUUGAUAGAAAACAUCAAUCUCUAGUCCUGUUGAUGAUGGUACUAGGUAGUGAAGACGUCGGUCGAUGUAGGAUGGGAGAGCCCUCCGUUAGAACCAUUCAAUUUCUCCGUGAUAUCAAGAUCUUCUUUGGCACCGUCUUCAACAUCGCACCCGCAGAUCCUGCAGAUUCUUCCAACACGGAGUUGCUUUACUCGUGCCUUGGGACUGGCUACGUGAACGUGAACCGGACAUUGGGGUAGCAAGUUGUCCAGCAAAAGUAUAUGUAUUUAUGCUUCACAAGUGUUUACGGUGCGCCGCCAACACUGUGCCCGUUGUUUGUUUCCAAGUGUAACAAACUCGCAUUUUGAAUAGUAUUGGUCGGCAAAUCGGCUUGGGUAGCUUCUAGUUGUCAAAAACAACUACAUACUAAUAUGUUUACAACAAUAGUUAUGCCGGAAGAGUAUCCAAUAAAAGAGCCACGAGAGCGACGAAAGCUGACGCUGAGGUACACGCUAGGACGAGGGCGCCGAUCCAGGCAGCCUUGGCCAGUGCAGCUUGGGCUGUGGUUUCGAUGAUCGUAACGUAUGCAGCAGCCCUUCCCCUACUAAUCAUACUGGAAUUGCAGAAGCAUGUAUCGUAGAAGCCGGAAUAUUGAAUAAUACACGUCAAGGUCACCCAGAUGGUAUUUGCAAUGGCC
Molecule: messenger RNA, 1614 nt
Organism: Suillus clintonianus
Lineage: Eukaryota; Fungi; Basidiomycota; Agaricomycetes; Boletales; Suillaceae
Product: 18S rRNA biogenesis protein
Exons: 8
Coding region: 80-1177 (365 amino acids)
Biological process (GO): ribosome biogenesis; endonucleolytic cleavage of tricistronic rRNA transcript (SSU-rRNA, 5.8S rRNA, LSU-rRNA)
Cellular component (GO): nucleolus
Molecular function (GO): RNA endonuclease activity
Source: RefSeq, a predicted model, not a curated record